Paecilomyces variotii is the source of this 1228-nucleotide messenger RNA. Its product is annotated as mitochondrial import receptor subunit tom22. The transcript has 3 exons. Gene Ontology annotation, biological process: intracellular protein transport. Gene Ontology annotation, cellular component: mitochondrial outer membrane. Bases 279 to 737 code for a protein of 152 amino acids. NCBI's taxonomy places the organism in Eukaryota, Fungi, Ascomycota, Eurotiomycetes, Eurotiales, Thermoascaceae. The record is from RefSeq and is a predicted model, not a curated record.
CCCAUAAGAAGUGCUGUAAAGAGAACGUCGUCAUCGGGCCGGUGUCCAAGCUCCUUGCCGCUUCUGGGACGGAAAAAGUUGGACUGAACCUUCGACCGCCCAAAAGUUAAGUCGUCCAUCGCUCAUCCGGCAAUCCAACACUCGACAACUUCAACACCUCCCCCAGAACAUUCACAGUUCACGGUGUAGAUUGUUGACGGUUUCUUUUCUUAUAAACGCUUUAUUUCUUCUUUCUGGAAUACCCUUUUUAUUCAAUUUUUUAAUACACCACCGCCACAAUGGUCAAGCUCACCGAGGUCGAGGACGAACACUUCAAGGAGAAGCCCGCCCCUUCCAAGAACGACGUGCUCCUUGCGUCUGACGAUGAGGAGGAUGACUUUACCGACACUGAGUCCGAAAUCUCGACCGACUCCGCCCUUGAAAUCGAGAACGAGACCCUAUACGAGCGUAUCUACGCUCUGAAGGACAUCAUUCCUCCGGCUCAUCGCCGCCGUUUCUUCAACACUGUCGACUCGGUCACAUCCUUCACAAAGUCCAGUCUGUUGUUCAGCGGUCGGGCAUUGUGGAUCAUAAGCACCAGUGCCUUCCUGCUUGGUGUUCCGUGGGCGCUGGCCUACGCCGAGGAGGAGCAGUAUGUCCAGAUGGAGCGCGAGCAGGGUAUGAUCCGGGGUGCUAAUGAGAUGCUCGCCCCCGGCGUCCCCGGUACUGAGGAGCAGAAGAGCCAGCCCACUCUGUAAAUCAACCCAUUUAACGCAAGGAAGCACAGGACUGUGGAGGGAUCUGAAUAAAUCUAUUUUUGCUGAUAGAUUGGACGACUGCGUCUCUGACACCGGUCAUGAUGUAAAUCUGUCUGACGACCUUCAAGAAGACCCGAGGCAAGGGAGGUGUACAAAUCGUGCUUCUAGCGAUGCCUGCGGAAAUUGUUUUCAUGAGGUCAAAGACGGUGCAUUGCUUGAUUCGACGAGGUCAUGGAUGUCAAGUCUCCCGAGGUGGAGAAUACAGAAUCACCAUGGAUGAGACUGAUUCCGGCUAGUGAUUCUUCUCACAAUCUCUGACUCCCUCUGCGUCUGUUCUUCCGUCAUUUUUAUCCUCUCUCUCCCACUCACUCAUCCUGCGGAUCUCACGCACACGUGUGAUCCGUCAUGUACUUGUACUACGAUUCUUUAUAAACUCUGUGAUUUAUACACGUCAUGGGAUGUCCAAAUGGAUUUGGUUUAAGAACUUUCAA